GAAGACCGUUCCGUAUGGUCUGGGAGGCCCUUCUCGAUCCAGGAGAUCACUGACGGACGUGGUGCCGGAGAUGCUCACUGAACCUAGCAGCAGAUGCCGAUGUGCCAACCAGAAGGACAAGAAAUGUCUGAACUUUUGCCAGCCAGGAAAAGAUCUCUGGGCUCAGUCCACAGUGGAGAAGACCUCGCGUCACCGCAACAAAGCUGGCAAUUGCAUCGGACCCAAAUGCGUGAACCGACAGCUUGCUGACGGCAAGAAAACGAAGCGGCUGGAAGCCAUCGGUAACAGCAUCAAAGCUUCCUUCAGUAUUGCUAAGCUGAAGGCUGAGCUCCAGAAAGGGCGGAAGCUGAAACAUAACAGGGUGAACAAAAGGCAAAGCAUCUGGGAAAGCCUGAAAGCAUCCUAG
Molecule: messenger RNA, 406 nt
Organism: Cariama cristata (Red-legged seriema)
Lineage: Eukaryota; Metazoa; Chordata; Aves; Cariamiformes; Cariamidae
Gene: EDN1
Product: endothelin 1
Exons: 3
Biological process (GO): vein smooth muscle contraction; intracellular calcium ion homeostasis; regulation of vasoconstriction
Cellular component (GO): extracellular region
Molecular function (GO): hormone activity; endothelin A receptor binding; endothelin B receptor binding
Source: RefSeq, a predicted model, not a curated record